AUGAUUGAAAAGUUAGAACUCGCUUUGGUACAUGCCUCUAGACGCCUCCGAAGAUACUUCCAAGCUUUCAAUAUAGAAGUACAGACUGAUCUCCAGAUCCAACAAAUUCUCAGAAAGCCAGAGGUCUCCGGACGUCUCACUAAGUGGGCAAUAGAACUCAGCACUUUCGAUAUCACCUAUCGUACCAGAGGACUGGUGAAAGGCCAGGCAGUGGCAGAUUUCCUCACGGAGGUCCCAACCGGAGAAAGCACCAAAGAAAAAUCCGCCCCACCAAGGGUAUGGAACUUAUAUACGGAUGGAGCCUCCAGUAAAGAAGGAUCGGGGGCAGGAUUAAUCCUAAUAGAUCCAGAAGGGAUAGAGUACACUUAUGCUUUACGUUUCGAGUUUAAAACUUCAAACAAUGAAGCAGAAUACGAGGCUCUCCUUGCAGGUCUCCAAACCACGGCCAAAGCCGGUGCAACCUCCGUACUAGCACAUGUUGAUUCAUUGUUGGUAGCCAAUCAAGUCAGCGGAGAGUACGAAGCACGAGAGGAUAACAUGGUUCGGUAUCUCCAGCAAGUUAAUAGUUUAAUCUCCUCUUUUGACUCUUGCAAGAUAGUACACAUACCGCGAAGCAAAAACAAAAAGGCCGAUGCCUUGAGCAAGCUCGCAUCCGUAGCAUUUUGUCAUUUAUCAAAAGAAGUUCUAGUCGAAACCCUGCAAACCUCGGCCAUCCAGCAGACGGAGUCGGCCAUGUCAGUCUCCACGCUCGAAAACUCUUGGAUGACUCCGAUCGUGGAUUACUUGAAAAAAGGGAUGCUCCCAGAAGACAAAGCUCAGGCCCGGAAGCUAAAGGUAAAAGCAUUGCAGUAUCAGAUUCACGAUGGGCAACUUUACCGUAAGACCUUUUUAGGUCCGCUCCUAAAAUGCUUAACACCGGAGGAAGGCAGCUACGUCAUAAGAGAAAUCCACUGGGGAAUAUGCGGCAUCCACGCCGGACCGAGGAUGGUCAUAGCUAAAGUCAUGAACGCCGGAUAUUUUUGGUCGGGUAUGCAUCAAAGCGCGGUUAACGAGCUUCAAUCAUGUGAAGACUGCCAGCGGCACGCUCCCAUUAGUCAUCGAGCCAAGAACAACCUCGUCCCUGUAACAUCGGCGUGGCCGUUCCAGAAAUGGGGGAUUGACAUUGUGGGUCCUUUCCCUGUUUCCACCGGAGGGGUAAGAUUCCUGUUGGUUGCUAUUGACUAUUUCACAAAAUGGGUCGAAGCUAAACCCCUCCGGACCAUCACAGGAGACCAAGUGCUGAGGUUCGUCUGGGAAAACAUAGUGUGCAGAUACGGAAUGCCGCUAUGCUUAGUUAGUGAUAAUGGGAAAUAG
Helianthus annuus (common sunflower) is the source of this 1353-nucleotide messenger RNA. RefSeq lists its product as uncharacterized. The record is from RefSeq and is a predicted model, not a curated record. The coding region runs from base 1 to 1353 and encodes 450 amino acids. The transcript has a single exon. Gene Ontology annotation, molecular function: nucleic acid binding; RNA-DNA hybrid ribonuclease activity. Gene Ontology annotation, biological process: DNA integration. Lineage: Eukaryota; Viridiplantae; Streptophyta; Magnoliopsida; Asterales; Asteraceae.